UAUGUUGAAGGAAACGCCUUUAUUUUGAAAAAUGACGAACCGGAUAUGUAACUCGGACUGGACGUCGUAGCCGCUUUUCAAGAUGGCGUCUCAGCAGCAGCAGCAGCAACCCGGUGGACCGAUGCCUCAACCCGGAUUACAACCUUCUUCAUUACAACAACAACAACAACAGCAGCAGCAGCAGCAGCAGCAAUUGAGCCAGCAGCAAGACUUUGAUCCAGUUCACAGAUUUAAAAUGCUCAUUCCACAGCUGAAGGAGAGUCUGCAGAAUGUAAUGAAGAUUGCGUCCCUGAAUUUUGCCCAUAACACUACAAUUGACAACGGCAUCAAAAGCAGCGACACCUCUGUUCAGCGCUUUGACAAGAGCCUAGAGGAGUUUUAUGCCCUUUGCGAUCAACUGGAGCUGUGUUUGCGGCUGGCAUAUGAGUGCCUCUCCCAGAGCAUUGACAGCGCCAAACAUUCACCCAACCUGGUCCCAACAGCCACCAAACCGGACACAGUGCAGACAGAGUCCAUGUCUUAUGCCCAAUACCUCGGCAUGAUCAAGUCUCAGAUCUCCUGCGCCAAAGAUAUCCACAACGCUUUGCUGGAGUGCUCCAAGAAGAUUGCCGGGAAGGUACAGCCGCAGGGAAUCAUGUAGACCUGGUUUAACUAUCCCAACUCUUUCUACGUCUGGUGACAUUUUUGACAAGGAUGAUGGAAUUCAUAUUUGGGAAUGUCUCAUAUUCAGAUCUCAGUUAUGGUCAUUAUGCUGUUUCAUUUCUCAAGAUUCUGUAUAUUUGGUGAUUUUUUUUUUUUUUACAGUAAGUUAUGUUUCUUGUAAACGCUCUGUAAAUAUUCCUGACAAAAUGUAAUGUUCUAAGAUGACCAGCAGGUGGUGGCAGAGUUGUAACUGCCAACUCAAUAGUCACAAGUCUUUUGUAGUUUUUUGUAGUUUAUUUCUAUUGAAUAUUAAAACCUUUGUACUGAUAA
Messenger RNA from Etheostoma spectabile (orangethroat darter), 972 nucleotides. It is a transcript of the gene med29, whose product is annotated as mediator complex subunit 29. Gene Ontology annotation, biological process: regulation of transcription by RNA polymerase II. The record is from RefSeq and is a predicted model, not a curated record. Gene Ontology annotation, molecular function: transcription factor binding; transcription coregulator activity. The transcript has 4 exons. Lineage: Eukaryota; Metazoa; Chordata; Actinopteri; Perciformes; Percidae. The coding region runs from base 83 to 640 and encodes 185 amino acids. Gene Ontology annotation, cellular component: mediator complex.